Molecule: messenger RNA, 3008 nt
Organism: Chrysoperla carnea
Lineage: Eukaryota; Metazoa; Arthropoda; Insecta; Neuroptera; Chrysopidae
Product: kinesin-like protein KIF3A
Exons: 4
Coding region: 1-2061 (686 amino acids)
Biological process (GO): microtubule-based movement
Molecular function (GO): microtubule binding; ATP binding; microtubule motor activity
Source: RefSeq, a predicted model, not a curated record
AUGGAAUCCGAACAAAUUAAUGGACAAGAAGAGAAUGUUCGAGUUGUGGUUCGAGUUCGUCCAUUAAGUACGAAAGAACAAAAUUUUAAUUGUAUAAACAUAGUAAAUGUGGAUACAUUAAAUCGAUCGUUAACUGUGAAAAAACCAGGCAGUAAUUUGGAACCACCGAAAACGUAUACUUUUGACUAUGCAUUCGAUGAGACUGCUACACAGAUGGAAAUAUAUUCGGAGACAACUAGAAAUAUUGUAGAUAGUGUUAUUGAUGGUUAUAAUGGUACGAUUUUAGCAUAUGGACAAACUGGUACAGGUAAAACGUAUACAAUGACAGGAAAUACAACACCAGAAACACGUGGAAUUAUACCAAAUACGUUCGCACAAAUAUUUGGGCACAUUGCAAAAGCUGACCCAAUUUUUAAGUUUUUAGUUUGUGUGACAUAUAUUGAAAUUUAUAAUGAAGAGAUUCGAGAUUUAAUUACUAAUACAGGAAACUUAGAAGUACGUGAAAAUAAUAAGGUUGGGGUAUUUGUAAACGGUUUAACUGGUUACAUAUGUAAAAAUGCUGAUGAAAUCGAUAAUAUAUUAAAAUUGGGUUCCCAAAAUCGUAUUGUGGCUGCAACAGCCAUGAAUGAAGAAAGUUCUCGAUCGCAUGCAAUAUUAAACAUUACCGUAGAGUCCAGUAUACGUGAACCAGGUGGAACUACACGAUUCUUACAAGGCAAAUUAAGUUUAGUCGAUUUAGCUGGGUCAGAACGCCAACAUAAAACUCAUGCGGCGGGGAUUCGAUUAAAGGAAUCCGCUAAAAUUAAUUUAUCAUUAUCAGUACUUGGAAAUGUGAUAUCUGCGCUAGUUGAUGGAAAAUCUACCCAUGUGCCAUAUAGAAAUUCGAAAUUAACACGAUUGUUGCAAGAUUCGUUAGGGGGUAAUUCAAAAACAGUGAUGAUUGCAACUAUUGGACCUGCUGACACGAAUUAUGAAGAAACUAUCAGCACUUUAAGAUAUGCAAAUCGUGCAAAGAAUAUUCAGAAUCAUACAAAACCGAAUGAAGAACCUCAUGAUACUUUGAUUCGAGCUUUCGAAAAACAAAUAAACGAUUUAAAACGACAAUUAGAAGAAGAGUCAAUGCGUAAUCCAAUCGUUGUGGAAGAAAUUGAAGUUGAAGAAGAUGAAGAAGAAGAGGAGGUUAACGAUUUUAAACCACGAAGAACGUUGUACACAUUACCAGAAGUAUUAGAAAAUCAACAAUCACACUUGAACGAUACUACACGAAGUGAAGACGUGAGUUUUAAUGAUGUGUCUAAUAAACUGAACAAAACAUUUACGCUGGAAAAAAACCCACAUCAUGAUGAAUUGAAUAAGACAAUUAGUGAGCAAGCGCAAUUAAAAGAGAAAUUAUCGAAAUUAGAGGAGAAAAUUUUAGUUGGUGGUGAAAAUUUGUUAGACAAGGCGCAAAUUCAAGAGCAAUUGUUAGAAGAAUCGGCAAAAGAGUUAGAACGACGUCGAAAGAAUGAAGAAGAAAUUUUAGAAUCGAUCAAAAAUAUUGAGAUGGAACGAAUUGAUAUUGAAGAACGUUAUAACAAUUUAGCCGAAGCAGUUGAUGCUAAAACAAAAGAAUUAAAUAACGUUGCAGCUUUGUUGGCAACAACAAAAUCCGAAUACGCUGAUUUAAAGCAAGAGCAACAACGUGAAAUGGAGGGUACAUUAGAAAACAUGCGUAGUGUAACCAAAGAUUUACAAUUAGCUGAUAUUAUUAUUAACGAACAUAUUCCUUUAGAAUAUUACAAAAAACUGGAAUCAUUUGCCCAAUGGAAUGAAGAAAUUGGGGAAUGGCAAUUAAAAUGUGUCGCCUACACUGGGAAUCAUAUGCGUAAGCAUGAAGAAUGUCGUGAAUCAAGAUUUCAAAACAUUGCAACUGAAUUGGCGCAUGAUAUUGAAUUUCCAGUAUACAUGCCUUAUUUAUCGCAUAAACCUCACAGUAAAUUUCAUACUGGUGUUCCGCGUCCAAAAACUGCUGUACUAUCCCGUAGCCGUAAAGGAACAUCAACUGAUUUACAUAGUAAUUAAUGACGACUUCUUUCCCAAGCAUGCCGUGUUAUUAAUGAAAUCAAUUAAAAAUUCAAUGAUUAUAUAACAGUCCCCUUUAACGCCAAAAUUAUCCACUGGAAACGCUGUUGUUGCUUCUAUUGUCCCUACUAUGAUUUCCGCACCCAACGUCGAGUAUACAAAAUUCAGUGAAGUUCACCCUGUAUGAUUGAAACUAAGAGUGCUUGCCAAUGAAUAAAAAGCAAGUAAGCUAUGAAUGUAAAUACAAAAUUUUGUAAACAUUUUGUUCCAAAAUGUACAAACCAAGUAACGAAAAUAUUCAUUUACAUUCAAUGCCAUCGAAACUAAAUAAUAAUUUAUCAUUAUUGUGUGCUACUGAAUUUUCAAAGGCUGAAUUAUUUACAGUUAUUCAUGGACAAUAUGUGAAUAUUAUUUCUUUAAAAGAAAAUUCUAUUCAGGGGCUGUACAAACAAUUGUAUAUUGAAAAACAACAGAAAUACGGCAUUAUAAGAGAAGUGAAAUGGUUAAAUUUAUACGGCCAAUCAUAUUUAAUAAUUCUAUCGAAUAUAGGAAUACAAAUUUAUAGAAAAGACAAUCUUCAAAAGCCAAUAUUUAGGCACGAGUGUCUUGAACAUGGCGAUGGGCAAGGUUAUAUGCAAGGUAUUUGUUGCGUUGAUUUACGUUAUAUUUGUGUUGGAUCAUCAAUGGGGACUAUAUGGAUAUUUAGGACUGACCACCAAAGUGGUCAAUUUGAGUUUUUAAAAUGCCAUUUUGCUCAUAACGGAUCUAUUGUAUAUUUGGUUAGCAAUGGAAAUUAUUGUAUAUCAUCUGGAAUGGAUAAACGAAUUCUGGUUUGGAAGUUACGGCACGAAAUAUUUUAUAAAUUUCGGGAUUUAACUAUUGAUAGUCCAAAAGCCGCCAUAUGUACAUCAAUUAUAUUCUUGUAUUACACUAUAAUCUGUGGUUAC